Molecule: messenger RNA, 1339 nt
Organism: Medioppia subpectinata
Lineage: Eukaryota; Metazoa; Arthropoda; Arachnida; Sarcoptiformes; Oppiidae
Source: the annotation of a GenBank genome assembly
AAUGCGGACAAUGUAUGCGUUCAACGAGAUUACGGUAAGGGAGGGACAGUAUGUGUUUGUAACGCCACUCAUUGCGAUACUUUCGAUCACAUCAUUAAGACGUCGACCGGAAUUAUAACACGUUAUGAAAGCGGCAAAAGUGGUCAUCGAUUUGAAAAACAAAUCUUUAAAUUUACAAAUGAAUACAACAAUGAGUUGAGAGGCGACGGAAAGACGGUUACAAUCAAUCGGAAUAAAACCUAUCAAAAGAUUGUGGGCUUUGGGGGCGCCUUCACAGACGCGGCCGCUAUCAAUAUAUUGAGUUUAAAGCCACAGUUAUCUCAACAAAUAAUUAAUGAUUAUUAUUCACAAAAUGGUUUGUCAUAUACUAUGGGAAGAAUACCAAUAGCCGGAAGUGAUUUCUCGACCAGAGGUUACUCUUAUGAUGAUAUUGACGAUGAAGAGGAAGAAGAUCUAGAACUUAAAAAGUUUAAUCUAACCGCUGAGGACUUGCACUAUAAAAUUCCGUUAUUAAAAAUGGCAAUCAAUGUGAGACCACAUUUGCAAUUGUUUGGGAGUCCAUGGAGUGCUCCCGCGUGGAUGAAGGAUAAUCAUAACCUCACCGGUAAGGGUGGUAUUAAAGGAGUUCCGGGCGGACCCUAUUAUAAAGCUUGGGCUCAAUAUUUUGUUAAAUUUCUGGACGCAUAUAAGGAGAAUGGGAUAGAGAUUUUGAGCGCUCAAUACGUGUCGGGAAUAGGCUUUCAUUGGUAUUUGAAUGCAAUGAGUCCGCCGACAGAUUUGGACAAAACGUACGAAGAGUUCCCAAAUGUGUUUCUAUUGUCAACCGAAGCGUGUGAGGGAUCAAACCCUUUCCAAGAGGAUAAGGUAUCGCUGGGCAAUUGGGAUCGCGCAGAGACUUAUGCCUACGAUAUAAUUACCGAUUUACUACACUAUACCACGGGUUGGAUUGACUGGAAUCUAGCACUGGAUGUGAAGGGAGGUCCGAAUUGGGCCAAAAACUUUGUGGACGCGCCUAUUAUUAUCAACUCGACUGCAGAGGAAUAUUAUAAACAACCGAUGUAUUACUCUUUGGCACAUUUCACCAAAUUCUUGGCACCGGAUUCGCAACGGAUUAAUGCAACGGAAAGCGGCGCUCAAAUAUUGGACACAAUUGUAUUUGAAACGCCAGACAACGCAACGGUUCUCAUUGCACUCAAUAGACUCAAUGAUGACAUUCCUCUCAAUAUAAUUGAUCCCAAUUUGGGAACUUUUAAGACAACAGUUCCAAAGCAUUCCAUACAAACCUAUGUCUGGUAUUUGUAAUAAUUGUCACUAAAAUCAUAUUUUUAUUAUUUACGAG